AUGGUGAAGGAAACCGGAUAUUAUGAUGUUCUCGGUGUGAAGCCAGACGCGUCCGACAGCGAGCUGAAGAAGGCCUACCGAAAAAUGGCGCUGAAAUUCCAUCCAGACAAAAAUCCGGACGGUGCCGAGCAAUUCAAGCAAAUCUCACAGGCCUACGAAGUGCUGUCAGACGAAAAGAAGCGUAAAAUCUACGAUCAAGGUGGAGAGGAAGCGCUUCAAGGCGGUGGUGGUGGCGGAGAAGGUUUCCACAAUCCAUUUGAUGUCUUCGAUAUGUUCUUUGGUGGUGGUGGUGGAAGACGGGGUGAACGACGUGUCAAGCCUACGGUUCACAAUUUACGGGUCUCUUUGGAUGCUUUGUACAAAGGAUGCACAAAAAAACUGAAAAUCUCGAGAACAGCCACCUGCAAGCAGUGUAACGGACGUGGAGGAGCAGAAGGCGCCGCGAAAACGUGUGCUGACUGUAAUGGACGUGGAAUGAAGAUCCGAAUGAUUAGAAUGGGUCCAAUGGUUCAACAAAUGCAAUCACACUGUGAAAGUUGUAACGGAGAAGGAGAGACUAUCGACCAUAAAGAUCGCUGUAAGAAGUGCAAUGGAAAGAAGCAGGUAAAAGAAGACGAGAUAAUUGAAGUUGGAAUCACACCUGGAAUGCGUGACGGUGAAAAGUUUGUGUUCGAAGGAAAAGGAGACGAAGUUGUCGGUAUUGACAAACCUGGAGAUUUUGUAGUUGUACUUGAUGAGAUUGAGCACGGAACAUUUGUCAGAAAAGGAGAUAAUCUAAUCGUUCAACACAAUAUCGACCUCUCUGAAGCACUCUGCGGAUUCGUUCGAACAAUCACCACCCUCGACGGACGUCACAUCUUCUAUCGUGUUCUGCCUGGAGAGGUUAUCGCUCAUGCUGAUGUUAAGGUUAUUCAUAACGAAGGAAUGCCAAUGAAACGAGCACCAUCCGAUAAAGGAGAUCUCCUCGUUCAGUUUGAUGUCAAAUUCCCUGAUAAGAUUAGUCCGGAUGCGGCGAAGAAGUUGGCCGAUUUGUUGCCAGGAAAAAGAGAAGAAAUCAUAGACGAAGACGCCGAAGUUGUCGAGCUGACCGAGUUGGAUCCACGAGCCUCUCGUCGGAAUUUCGGAGAACGCGAAGAGUUCGAAGGACACCAUGGCGGUGGAUUCGGUGGACACGCUCACGGACCAGGAGGAGUGCAAUGUCAGCAGUCUUGA
Caenorhabditis remanei is the source of this 1212-nucleotide messenger RNA. RefSeq lists its product as uncharacterized. Gene Ontology annotation, cellular component: cytoplasm; cytosol. Lineage: Eukaryota; Metazoa; Nematoda; Chromadorea; Rhabditida; Rhabditidae. The coding region runs from base 1 to 1212 and encodes 403 amino acids. Gene Ontology annotation, biological process: protein refolding; response to heat. Gene Ontology annotation, molecular function: Hsp70 protein binding; ATP binding. The transcript is spliced from 3 exons. The record is from RefSeq and is a predicted model, not a curated record.